Molecule: messenger RNA, 3610 nt
Organism: Fonticula alba
Lineage: Eukaryota; Rotosphaerida; Fonticulaceae
Exons: 7
Coding region: 153-3332 (1059 amino acids)
Biological process (GO): protein transport; Golgi organization; intra-Golgi vesicle-mediated transport
Cellular component (GO): membrane; COG complex
Source: RefSeq, a predicted model, not a curated record
UCGCGGCAUCCUACCCCAGCCUCUCCCCUUCUCCCUCCUUCCCCCCUCCCCUCCUCUUUCCCUCCCCUCUUGAGCCUUGCCGCCCGCUUUUCUGUCGCUGGCUUUCCCCCUCUUCGAGUGCGCCAGCCUCCCUGUGCCUGGCCCCUGUGCAGAUGGCGGACCGCGGUGGUCUUGCGGCCUCGGCGCCCGGGCCGCGCGUGGCCGGCGCCCCGACCGGAGGCCCUGACACCGUGGCCUCCUUCGCGGACUUCUCCGAGUUGGACACGUACAUCCUGAAGCAGGCGGCGGCCGGCCGGUCGCUCGACACCCUGCGCCGGGAUUUCACCACGCAACUGAAUGAGAUCAAAACUUCCCUCAUCGACCUGAUCCAUCGUGACUACACCGGGCUCCUGACGCUGGCGUCGGAUCUGAGCAGCCUGACGCCCGUGGUGCAGGCGUCCCGGGCGCCGCUCGACGACCUGGCCACCGAGCUGGCCACCACGCGCGACCAGCUCCUGGCAUCGUACUACUGCCUGGCGGCGGUGAUCCUGCGCCGGGCGCGGCUGGUGCACGUCCGCUCGCGGCUCGAGGCCUUCGGGCGUCUGGUGGAGACCAUAAACCAGGCCGAGCGUUUGACCGAGCAGGAUGCCGUCCAGUCUUGCGUGGCCCUCGAGAGCGCGGCCUCCUCUCUGAACCAAAUUUACUUCUACGAGAGUCUGGCAGCCGAGGCGACGGAUCCGCUGGCACGCCUGGCCUCAGCCGGGGCGGACCCCGCGGUCGGCGUCCUGUCGCCCGGCCUGGCGGCCACUGGACCGACCUCCGGCAUGGUCGGUGCGACGCCGGCGGCCCUUGCCGGGGCACCGGGGCCCGGGGGUGCGGGGCCUGGCCCCGGCUCCGGCGCCGGCUCCGGUGGCACCGGCAAAGACCCGGAGGCGUCGGCCGGUGCUGGCGGCCACCCCCGGCGGUGUGGCUUCCAGGCGUUGAUUGCGCCGUCAUUGCAGCCGGGCACGUCCGAGGGGUCCGGCUCGGCCUUCGUCAGGGGCUUUGUGGCCAUGGUGGCCGGGGCGGACCCGCUGUGCCUGAGGCCCAUCCCCCUGGCCCUGCCUGCUGGGCUGCCGGCGGAGCAGCUUCUGGCAGCAUGUGCGGCCACGGCGGCGGCCGCGGCCGCGGCGGCAUCCACGGCCGACGACACAUCGGCCCCGGCCGGCGGGACGGUGGCCGACCUGGCGCCGCCCGGGACCGCGGCCCUGCCCCCGGUGCAGGCUGUGCGCUUUAUUUCGACCCAGCUGGAGCAGGCCCUGCCACAGCUGCGUGAGCGCAUUGAGCGUCUGUCCCUGGUCCUGCGCGAGCGCCUGGAGAGUGCCUUCCUGCUGUUGCUCGACCAGAUCCGCGGUGCCGGGCCCGGCGCCGAGCAGCCAGGCCCGCUGGCAUCGUCGCUGUCCUCGUCAUCGUCAUCGCCACCAUCGUCCUCUGCCUCGUCGGUGGCCGGGGCGGCCGCGGCAGCCGGGCUCGGCUCCAUGGCCAACGAGCCUGGCGCCAUUUCGCACGAGGACCAACUUCUAUCCUUCCUGCGGACGUACGAUUGCCUCGGGCUGGCCGGCUAUGCGGAGCAAUUGUGCCGGACGCACCUGUACGAGCCGCUCAUUGCCCGCGAGUUCGAGCAGUACAACCGCCAAUUGCCGAUGCUCUUUGACCACGCCGGGGCCUCGACCGAUGCCGGCGGCGCCGCGCGCCAGGAGCAGCUGGAGCUCCGGCUAACCGAGCAGCUAUACGCCUCGCUGGCCAAGGUGGUGCAGCAUGAUCCCUGUGGGUUGAUCACCGUGGCUCGGGCGUCGCGGCUGGAGUUCGACUUUUUCUCCAACUCCUUCUGGCCUGCCCUGUCCGGGUCGAUUGCCAACCACAUGAAGAUGGCCUUCCAGCCCGGUCGGCCGGAUCUCUUCCAUGCGCACUACCGGCUCUUCUGCCAGUUCACCGAGCAAAUCCGCCAGGCCAAUGCCCUGCAUAUGGUGCUGGGCGAGGGCGGGUCGCCGGUGCUGGCCCCGGUCCCCUCGGCCGCCGGUCCCAUCUGCCAGUCGGAGAUGCUGCUGCACAAUCGCCUCCGCCAGCAGCUGAUGCCGGUGUACUAUCAGAUCCGCUUCCGUGAGCUGGCGGCACCCAUCGACGAGCUUCUCACGAGCCCAGUCACCAUGUAUCCGCUGCUCGUGCAGAAGGCGGCCUUGUCCCUGCAGAGGGCCUGGUCACCGGAGGUGAUCCUUCCGCCGAUCGUCCACCGCAUGUGCAAGUUCUCCCUGCAGCUGGUGGCCCAGGUGUCCGGGGCCUUCACCCCGGCCAAGGUGGCUUUGAAUGUGACCCCGGCACCGGGUGGCGCUGGUGCCGGUGCCACUGACGCCUUUCCCGAGGGUGUGUUUGAUUUGCUGGACAUCCUGGCCUGCGCGGAGUACUUCCAGCAGGCAGUCCACCGGGUCGUGGGCAGCGAUAUGCAGACUCAGUUGCCGGAUGUGGUGGGCGCCUCGUCCCUGCUUCGCGAUGCAUUUGCCGACGCACUGGAUCCCUUCGAGACGUUCUCUCGCAGUGCCGCAGCCCUGCUGGCAUCUGCCGUGGCCGAUAGCCUGCUCGGUGUUUCCGGGCCCGACGCUCGGACACUGACCGUCCAAGCCCUGGCCGAGGUGCAGGCCUUCCGCGGGCGGUACGUCUUCCUCGAGCCCGGGGCCGGCACGCACGCCGUAGACGGGGGCUGUCCCUGUCCCGGGGGGCCGGACGCGGCCGGAUCGCUGCCCAGCCGGCUGGCCAGCGACAUUCGCGCCAUCUCGGCCCGGUAUCGCAUGACAAGCCUCGGCCUGCCAGGGGCCCCGUCGCCGCAUCUGGUAGCCCUGUUCGGACGGCUGGACACCCUGCAGGCCACCUAUGCCGAGCGCUUGCGCGGGCACUUCCCGGCCCCGGUAUUGGCCACCUUCCUGCCGGGCGAAGGGACCGGGCUGCCGGCGGCGGUGCGCAUGCACCUGGCCGCCCAGCUGACCUGGCACUUUGCCGUGGCCACGCGUCAGCUGUUGGAUUUGGUGCGCAAGACGGCCGCCAGCCUGGAGCGCCUGCAGAAGCGAGCUCCGUCAGCUCCGGGGGCCGGUGUCGCCGGCACCGGCACCGGGCCCGGUGGCCAUCACUCGGACGAGGACAAGAUCCGCCGGCAAGUGGCCCUGGACUUGGAGUUCUUUGCGGCCGGGGUCCACCGCGUGCUGGCGAUCGAGCCGGCCGGGUCGUCGCCGGCCACCGGCGGGCCUGUAUGCCCGGCCUUCGGCCGGCGUCUUGGCGAGCUGUUUGCCGCGCUGCAGCGCGAGGUGGCCGACUCGCCUCGGUAAAGGCCCCCGGGGCUUGUCGCACCCUCAAGCCCCAUGUCCCACCUGCCUGUCACAAUGCCACAUACACGUGUGUCGCCAGGCGCUUGUGUAGCCCUGUCUCCCGGCCUUUCGUCCUGUCUGUGCAAAUGUGUGCGUGGGCCUUCACAAGGGGGCUGGGGCUGGGGAGUUGUUUUGCGUUUUAUUGUCACAGCUGCUCGCGCCGCAUCUGGCGGCGUCUUUUCUGUUGUCUAUAGUUGAGUGAAGCGCGCGUGUGCAUCUUUGUGCUUGUGCUUGUACAC